Molecule: messenger RNA, 1709 nt
Organism: Benincasa hispida (wax gourd)
Lineage: Eukaryota; Viridiplantae; Streptophyta; Magnoliopsida; Cucurbitales; Cucurbitaceae
Product: serine carboxypeptidase-like
Biological process (GO): proteolysis
Cellular component (GO): vacuole
Molecular function (GO): serine-type carboxypeptidase activity
Source: RefSeq, a predicted model, not a curated record
AUGGCAGCUUCUUUUUCUCUCUUUCUUUCUUUCGCUUUGCUCCUUGCUCUACCAUUGGCAUCUGCAAUUUCUCUAGACCAAGAGCAACCAAACUUAUCUUCAACCAUUAACUAUCCAAUUCUUCAAGCAGAAAAGCUCAUUAGAGACCUUAACUUGUUUCCCAAGGACUCCAUUAACAUUGCAGCAGCAGAAGACCCUUCAUUUUCAUCUUCAGGGAUUGUAGAGAAAAGCUUUCAGUUUCCUUUCAUUGGAAGAAGAAAAAGUCAAGGCCCAUCAGUUCAAGAACUUGGUCACCAUGCUGGGUAUUAUCCCCUUCCACAUACUAAAUCGGCAAGGAUGUUCUACUUAUUCUUUGAAUCAAGAAACAGCAAAAAGGACCCUGUUGUGAUAUGGUUAACAGGAGGGCCAGGGUGCAGCAGUGAGCUUGCUAUGUUCUAUGAAAACGGUCCUUUCCAAAUUGCAAACAACUUGUCUCUUGUUUGGAAUGACUAUGGCUGGGAUAAGGCCUCAAAUCUUAUUUACGUCGACCAGCCCACUGGAACUGGUUUCAGUUACACUUCUGACGAUGAUGACAUCCGUCAUGAUGAAGAAGGUGUUAGCAAUGACUUGUAUGACUUCUUGCAGGCAUUUUUUAGUGAGCAUAAAGAAUUUGCUGCAAAUGACUUUUACAUCACUGGCGAAUCAUAUGCCGGGCACUACAUUCCUGCAUUUGCAUCCAGAGUUCACCAAGGAAAUAAAGAAAAGCAGGGAAUUCAUAUCAAUCUAAAGGGUUUUGCGAUCGGCAACGGUCUUACCAAUCCUGAAAUUCAGUAUAAAGCAUACACUGAUUAUGCCUUGGAAAUGGGAUUGAUUGGAAAAUCUGACUUCGACAGCAUAAACAAGUUGGUCCCAGGCUGUGAGAAGGCAAUCAAAACUUGUGGUGCUGAUGGGGGAAGUGCUUGUGUAUCUUCUUACGUCAUCUGCAACCAGAUAUUCAACAGAAUCAUGGGCAUCGUCGGAGACAAAAACUACUAUGAUGUUAGAAAGGAAUGCAUUGGAAAUCUCUGUUAUGACUUCUCAAACAUGGAGAAAUUCCUCAACGAAAAAUCAGUAAGAAGCGCACUCGGAGUUGGGAAUAUGGACUUUGUGUCAUGCAGUAGUAAGGUGUACAGUGCUAUGCUUAUGGAUUGGAUGAGAAAUCUUGAGGUUGGCAUUCCAGCUCUCAUUGAUGACGGGAUUAAGGUGCUGGUGUAUGCAGGCGAAUAUGAUCUGAUAUGCAAUUGGCUUGGGAAUUCGAGGUGGGUUCAUGAAAUGAAUUGGUCUGGUCAGAAAGCAUUUGCAGCAUCCAAAAUUGUUCCAUUCCUAGUAGAUGGCAAAGAAGCUGGGCUUCUCAAAAGCCAUGGACCUCUCUCUUUCCUAAAGGUUCAUAAUGCUGGUCAUAUGGUGCCAAUGGAUCAGCCAAAGGCUUCACUUCAAAUGCUUCAGAGUUGGAUGCAGGGCAAACUUGGCUUAGAUGACAUACAUGAAAAACUUUCUCCAAAAUGAGAUUCUUCCUCAUCUCUCUCCCUUUGUUUAAAAAGCCUUAUUCACACACUCAUCACUAAUUGAUUGUCUGUAUGAUUGUGUAUUGUGUUAAAUAUUAUUAUUGCUUUGAUUUUAUGUUCUUAAAAUUUAUUGUAUUGUUCUAUAUUCUGAAUAUGUUAAUAAAACUACAGACCACACUUCACUUU